Amyelois transitella is the source of this 2017-nucleotide messenger RNA. Its product is annotated as solute carrier family 25 member 35. Lineage: Eukaryota; Metazoa; Arthropoda; Insecta; Lepidoptera; Pyralidae. The coding region runs from base 184 to 1119 and encodes 311 amino acids. The record is from RefSeq and is a predicted model, not a curated record. The transcript is spliced from 6 exons.
UCUGUCAUUUCACUUUGACAUUCGCAAAUUCUGCGAAGUUUGUAAAAGAGCGAAAUAUUACGAAACAAAUUGAUAAAAUAUAAAAUUGCUGGAAUCUGUUGGCGAGAAAUAUGUUCUCAACAUCAUUUACGAAGGACAAUAGAAGAUGAUUUAUUAUUUAAACUAAUAAUAAUAAGAUGAAAAAUGUCACAAAAGCAGGGUUUGGAGCGCGACAUAACAGACAUGGCAAUGGGCGGGCUGUCCGCCAUGUUUGCCACGGUCUUCACCAACCCUAUAGAGGUAGUGAAGACCCGUCUCCAGCUCCAAGGCGAGAUGAAGGGGAAGGGCCACCACUCUGUGUUCUACAAAAGCGUACCGCACGGCUUGUACGUCAUCGCGAAGACCGAGGGCUUCGUGGCGCUCCAAAAUGGGCUCCCGGCCAUGCUGGGGUUCCAAUUCUUUCUAAACACCUUCAGAUUAGGGGUUUACCGUAUAACCGAACGCCGCGGCUACACCGCCGACUCUGUUGGCAAGACUUCCAUCGUCAAGGGCGCCAUAGCAGCAGGAGUUGGAGGGGCCCUGGGUUCCAUAGCGGGGACCCCAUUCUUCCUGGUGAAGACGAGACUUCAAGCACAGGCAGCCAGGGCUAUCGCUGUGGGCUAUCAGCACUCACACGCCGGGACUUUCAAUGCGUUAACUGAUAUCUAUAUGAGAGAAGGGAUUAAAGGUCUCUUCCGUGGCGUCCAACCUCAGAUACCCCGCGGGAUGGUGGGCAGUAGCUCACAGAUGGUCAGCUUCGCUUACGCCAAGGAGAGGCUCCUUGACAAAGGUUUCUUCACGGAAUCCCCAGUGACCUUGUCCUUUUUCGGAGCAGUGUUGGGUGGAGUCGUCAUGACUGUCUGCUUGAACCCUUUCGAUGUGGUCGCCACAAGGUUGUCCAAUCAAGCUGUAGACAGCCAAAACAGAGGCAAGUUAUACAAUGGCAUGGCGGACUGCUUCGUCAAGAUGAUCCGCACGGAGGGUGCCGCGUCGCUCUACAAGGGGCUAACGGCAAAUUAUUUGAGGCUCGGACCCCAUACCGUAUUGUUAUUGGUCUGUUGGGACCAGCUGAAGAUGUUAGAAGACUAUUUGAGAAGAUAACAGCGAUCAUUGAUAUAAUAUAAUAUAUACUGGUAAAGGGUCAGGUCAAAAGUACCCGAAACCACCGAGCUUGUAUGAAGAGAGUUAUGAAUGUGGAUGAAGCGAAGGAAGUAUGCAGAGAUCGUGGCAAAUAGAAAGAUGUAGUCUCUGCCUACCCCUCCGGGAAAGAGGCGUGAUUUUAUGUAUGUAUGUAUUGAUAUAAUCUAAGCGAGCAAAACAAUAAAAAAGAACGAAUCAUAUUAAUCUUAGAAAUUGGAAUAAUAAACAUAACAUAUUAUCACGUCUAUAUCCCUUGCGGGGUAGACAGAGCCGACAGUCAUCAAAAGACUGAAGGUCAAGUUAAGCGGCUUGGCUUAAUGAUAGAAUUGAAAUUCAAUUAGUGACAGGUUGCUAGUUGCUAAAAGAGGAAUCCCAAUUAUAUUAGCCUGUCCCUUAGUCGCCUUUUACGAAAUCUAUUGGUGCCGGGAAAUCGGAAUAAUGUAAGACUUUAUUGAGAUUUCUAUACUACCAAUACAUGUGUAGAUAGUUUCGGUGGAAUAUGCAUUUAUAAUAGCAACCUGUCACUAUUUGAAUCUCAAGCCUAACAGCUGAACGUGGCCUGUCAGUCUUUCAAGACGGCUGGCUUCGUCUACCACGCAAGGGAUGUAGACGUGAUUAUACGAAUGAAAGAAUGAACUAUAACCAAUUAUCAAAUGGCAAAAUCUAUUUUACUGAGAAUCCAUCAAUACAAAUAUAUUUUUUGUAGAAUUGAUGAUGCUGUUAAAUAUUCUAUUGCGUGAAGACCUACAAAAAGAUGAAUGAUAAUAUGCUGUGAAUUUAUGUUAUAAAGCAAUAAAAGUUUUAAUUCCUUCUAUUAUUAAUUAUUACGUGUAAGUUUAAUAAAGCUGGUUAUUUUUUA